Molecule: messenger RNA, 412 nt
Organism: Chrysemys picta bellii (western painted turtle)
Lineage: Eukaryota; Metazoa; Chordata; Testudines; Emydidae
Source: RefSeq, a predicted model, not a curated record
GCAGCCGUGCAGCCGGCCUUCCUCCAGAAGCAGCGCUGGGAGACAGUCAAGACUUGGACUCAGUAUGUCCAGAGUGCCCCCUGAGGUCUCGGUUUCCCGCAGAGACGCCUCCGACAGCUCCGUCACCCUCUCCUGCCGCGCCAGGGGCUUUUACCCGCGUCCCAUCCAUGUCUCCUGGGUGCGGGACGGAGAAGACAUCCUGGUGGAGACGGACUCCAGCGGGAUCCUGCCCAACACCGAUGGCACCUACUACACUCAGUCGUCCCUGGAGAUCUCCCCGCAGCAGGACAGGCACCGCUACGCCUGCCGAGUGAAACACAGCAGCCUGGGGGAGCCCGUGCUCGUCUGGGGUAAGGAGGGGUGAAUGGCAGGGCCUGGGGGUGGGGGAACAGCCCUAUGGGAAUUACAGAGA